Messenger RNA from Labrus mixtus (cuckoo wrasse), 7162 nucleotides. RefSeq names its product glutamate receptor ionotropic, kainate 5-like. The record is from RefSeq and is a predicted model, not a curated record. Lineage: Eukaryota; Metazoa; Chordata; Actinopteri; Labriformes; Labridae. Gene Ontology annotation, molecular function: kainate selective glutamate receptor activity; transmitter-gated monoatomic ion channel activity involved in regulation of postsynaptic membrane potential. Gene Ontology annotation, biological process: synaptic transmission, glutamatergic; monoatomic ion transport; modulation of chemical synaptic transmission. Gene Ontology annotation, cellular component: postsynaptic membrane; plasma membrane; kainate selective glutamate receptor complex.
CCGACAGUGAAGGACGCAGAGCGAGGAGGAGGAGGAGCACACCAGGAAUAAUCAAAGAAGAAAGAGCAUCCCUCGUUUUCUCUUCCUCUCUUUGUGCUGUGGGAUAAAAAGACAAACAGCAGCUGGAGGUAAAAAAGAAGAAGGAGAAGAAGAAGAAGGUGUUGGAGGUGUCAUUGCGUCUGCGUCUGUGUGUGUGUGUGUGCGCACCUGUGCGUGUUUGUGCUGUUAGUUUUACCGUGAGGACUCGUCUCUCAGGUGGAUUUGGAGUAAAGCUGGGAUUCUGAUCACGAGGAGUUGCUUGCUGCUGUUUUGUCUGUUGCACCUCCUUUAUUCCUCUCCCUCUCUCUCUGCUCUGCUCGCUCACUCACUCAGUCACUCGGUCGAGGGACUACUGCUCUGCUCCCUCUCCCUCUCUCCUCUUCCUGCCUCACUCUCCUCCAGCCGGCUCUGCUGUAACUGUGCCGGCACUACGGCUGCUGCUCGCUAGCUCGCCCACGGAGAGGAGAAGCAGAUGGAUCUCUUUCGAUCUUUUGUGGGGAGUCAACAUACAUCAAAUCCCAGGAUGCAACAGGUGUGACCCCCGCUGACUGUCCAUCCCUGAAGCCGUCCGUCACCCUCGGCUAAUCGACACAUCCUGCUCUGAGGCGCCUCAUCAGCCCGGAGUCUGAGCGGCCUCGACCCUGCAGCACCGAGGACACCGCAGAGAAGAAAAGGAUUACUUUGAGAAAGUCCUGGAAGAGCUGGACUAAACGUGACCUCUGACCCCGCUGGAUGUAAUUUGAGAAAAUCUACCUGAAAGGAUGUGUUCCGCGAGGAGGUGACGUGCUGCUCGUCCUGUCAUGUAGCUGAUACGACCUGCAGAAACCUCCAGCAAACUUUUCCCCCACAUGUGGCCAUUUUUAACAAGCUGAGAGUUUCUGUGUGUACUGACACACACACAAAGACAAACACACAGAGACACACUAGAUGAGCUGAGCGAGGACUUCUAAAGUGCCACCAGGUUAUUAUCAGCUGCAGCGCUUCCUAUUUUCCUCUUUAAUCUUUGUAUUCUGAGUAAUCAUCUUUUUAAUUAAUGGCGACGGUGGCGUGAAAUCUUCCCUCGACAACUCCUCCGCCACCACCUCCCUUCCCUCGCCACUCUCUCACCGCCGCCAGAGACACCUGAAACCAAUUAGCAGCAGCAGAUAUAGACGGGGAUUAGACACAGGAAGAGCAGCAGAGAUUAGAUUCACACACAAAGAGGGAGAAAAGGGGGGAAAAAAAGGCGCCAUAGGACAAGGAGGGCGGGGCUUAAGAAAACCUGUCAGUCAUUCAGCGUGAUCGAUAGGAGGGAGGAGAAGAGGGCGGUGCUGCAGGGAGGAAAUGGCGAGCUCAGGGCGGCCGCACACUGCAGAGAUUACUAGUUGUGAGUCAGCAGGUAACUGUAGGAGCCCUGAGUCUUGACUGACAGGCACCCAGCCGCUGAGGACUCCAUUGUUAUUCCUCGCACUGUGCAGGAGAGAGAAAGUGUUGGCCGGACGCCACCAUCAGGGCCAAUUAAGGGGAUUUGAUUAUAUGCCUUAAUCUCUGCAGUCAGGUGUAAAAAGCAGACAGGAAGAGAAAGAGGAAGGCAGAGCAGGUGCCAGCGAUACACACCAUUAUCUCCAGCCGUCCGCCUGUGAUUGAGUUUGUUUCUGGCCCAGUCGUGUUCAUUCCUUUCUUCAUCUCGAGAGGCCCGUGGAGGCGGGAGCAGGCGAGAAAAAGGGGGGCAAGGCAGGCAGUGAAAGGCCCUAUGUUCUGUGUCAAGAGUUAAUUCUUCACAUUCAUAUUUAGCGACUGCAUAAUUCUCUCCCUGCGUCGAGGCUUGAACACAGAUUUACUACCUUCUCUUUCCCACGAUUUCAUCUCCUCCUCAGUCCUGCCGCCAGAUUUUCUUUUGACUCGUAGCCUCGACAUUUUCAUCGUCAAAGUUGAGAAAGAGACUCAAAGACAAAAAAAAACAUCAAAUCCAGAGACAGCAAGAGAUCGAAUCUGGAGAGGAGAGAGCGCAGACUUUCCCCAAAGCUUCUCCUCCUUGGAGUUUUUCCCCCCCCUCAUCAUUCCUCCUUGUGGAUGGUAUAUUCUGCGCUUGUGCGUGUCUGUUUGGGCUCCUGCCGAGAUUAAACUGGCUUCCAUCGUCCCGGGGAAUCGUUUGAAAUCGGCUCCUGGUGUCGUCAUCUUCAUUCUGUGGCGGUACAGGCGGCCAGCAGACCAUUCUCCAUGAGGAGCAGUGGAAGAUGCCGGCUCUGCCAGCACUGCUGCUGUCGAUUUACGUCGUCGUCCUGCUGCUGACCAUGGCACCGCUCUCCUUCAGCCAGGCCAACACCCUCUCUGCCGUCCGCAUGGCGGCCAUUUUGGAUGACCAGUCAACGUGCGGUCGUGGUGAGCGUCUGGCGCUGGCCUUGGCGAGGGAGAACAUCAACAGUCUGAUGGAGGGCCCCUCAGAGGCGAGGGUGGAGGUGGACGUCUACGAGCUGACAAAGGACUCCCAGUACGACACUACAGAAACCAUGUGUCAGAUACUUCCAAAGGGCGUGGUCUCUGUGAUUGGCCCCGCCUCCAGCCCCGCCUCCGGUUCCACCAUCAGUCACAUCUGUGGGGAGAAAGAGAUUCCUCACGUGAAGAUCGGUCCCGAGGAGACGCCGAAGCUGCCGUACCUCCGCUUCGCCUCGGUGACUCUGUACCCGAGUAACGAGGACCUGAGCCUGGCCAUCGGCUCCAUCCUGCGCUCCUUCGGCUACCCGACGGCCAGCCUCGUCUGUGCCAAAGCAGAGUGUCUGCUGCGAUUGGAGGAGCUCGUGCACCGCUUCCUCAUCUCCAGGGAGACGCUGUCGGUUCGAAUGCUGGACGACAGUUUGGACCCGACCCCCCUGCUGAAGGAGAUCCGUGACGAUAAAGUGGCGACCAUCAUCAUCGACGCCAACGCCUCCAUCUCCUACCACAUCCUCAGGAAGGCCAGUGAGCUGGGGAUGACAUCAGCCUUCUACAAGUACAUCCUCACCACCAUGGACUUCCCUCUGCUCCGGCUGGACGACGUGGUGGACGGCCAGUCGAACAUCCUGGGCUUCUCCAUGCUGAACAGCACUCAUUCCUUCUACCUGGAGUUCCUCAGGAGCCUCAACCUGUCCUGGAGGGAAGGCUGCAACAUCAGCCCGUACCCGGGGCCAGCGCUGUCAUCGGCGCUGAUGUUCGAUGCGGUUCAUGUUGUGGUGAGCGCCGUGCGAGAGCUGAACCGCAGUCAGGAGAUCGGAGUGAAGCCGCUGAGCUGCACCUCCCCACUGAUCUGGCAGCACGGAACCAGCCUCAUGAACUACCUGAGGAUGGUGGAGUACGACGGUCUGACGGGUCACAUCGAGUUCAACAGCAAAGGCCAGAGGACAAAUUACACCCUGAAGAUCCUGGAGAAGCACCCCGGGGGCCAUAAAGAGAUUGGUACCUGGUACUCCAACAACACGUUGAUCAUGAACUCAACUUCUCUGGACCUCAACGCCUCAGAGACGCUGGCUAACAAGACGCUAAUUGUCACCACAAUCCUGGAGAACCCGUACGUGAUGCGAAAGUCAAACUACCAGGACUACCGGGGAAACGAUCAGUACGAGGGUUUCUGCGUGGACAUGCUGCGGGAGCUGGCCGACAUCUUGAAGUUCUCCUUCAAGAUCAAGCUGGUGGACGACGGGCUGUACGGAGCGCCGGAGCCCAACGGCAGCUGGACGGGGAUGGUGGGAGAGCUGAUCAACAGGAAAGCCGACCUGGCCGUCGCUGGUUUCACCAUCACCUCGGAGAGAGAGAAAGUCAUCGACUUCUCCAAACCCUUCAUGACUCUGGGGAUCAGCAUCCUGUACCGGGUCCACCUGGGCCGUAAACCGGGUUACUUCUCCUUCCUGGAUCCCUUCUCUCCGGCUGUCUGGCUGUUCAUGCUGCUGGCGUACCUCGCCGUCAGCUGCGUCCUCUUCCUCGCCGCCAGACUCAGCCCCUACGAGUGGUACAACCCUCACCCGUGCCUGCGGGAGCGGCGGGAUGUCCUGGAGAAUCAGUACACGUUGGGGAACAGUCUGUGGUUCCCAGUGGGCGGCUUCAUGCAGCAGGGAUCAGAGAUCAUGCCCCGCGCUCUGUCAACACGCUGCGUCAGCGGAGUCUGGUGGGCCUUCACCCUCAUCAUCAUCUCGUCCUACACGGCCCUGGCGGCCUUCCUCACCGUCCAGAGGAUGGAGGCCCCUAUCGAGUCUCCGGACGACCUGGCUGACCAGACUAACAUCCAGUACGGGACGAUCCACGGAGGGUCCACCAUGACCUUCUUCAUGAACUCGCGGUACCAGACGUACCAGCGGAUGUGGAACUACAUGUACUCCAAGCAGCCCAGCGUGUUCGUGAAGAGUACCGAGGAGGGCAUCGCCCGCGUCCUCAACUCCAAGUACGCCUUCCUGAUGGAGAGCACCAUGAACGAGUACUACCGCAGCCUGAACUGCAACCUGACGCAGAUCGGAGGGCUGCUGGACACCAAAGGAUACGGCAUCGGCAUGCCUCUGGGCUCUCCGUUCAGAGACGAGAUCACUCUGGGGAUCUUGCAGCUGCAGGAGAACAACAGGCUGGAGAUCCUGAAGAGACGCUGGUGGGAGGGAGGACAGUGUCCCAAAGAGGAGGACCACCGGGCCAAAGGUCUCGGUAUGGAGAACAUCGGUGGGAUUUUCGUGGUGCUGAUCUGCGGCCUCAUCAUCGCCGUCUUUGUGGCCAUCAUGGAGUUUGUGUGGUCGACGCGGCGCACUGCAGAGACGGACGAGGUAAACCUUCAUCAUCACCCUCCUACUCCUCCUCCUCUUCCUCUCUCGUCCUCCUCCUCCUGCCCCGCCCCCGGCCUCAGCAUCAGCUCAAACUCCUCAGUGUCCGUCUGUCAGGAGAUGCUCACAGAGUUUAGAAACGCCGUCUCCUGUAAGAAGAGUUCUCGUUCUCGCCGCCGUCGCCCUCUGAGCAGCGCCGGGGGCGGAGUUCUACGACAUCCGUCCCGUCUGGCUCUUGCCGCCCCUCGCCCAAUCCGUCUGGUCCGUGACAUGCGUCUGAGCAACGGCAAACUGUACAGCGGUGCUGGUCCUCUGACGGGGGGCCCGCCGGGGCUGGGACUUGGAGGAGGUCAUGACUUGGGCCCGGGGCCACAGAGGCUCCUGGAGGACCCGCUUGGCGCCAACGCCACAAACAAUCCAGCAUCAGCCCUGGUGGCCCCGCCUGCCCUGCCCCGCAGCUUCCUUCAGGGAUGCAGCCACGUGAGGAUCUGUCAGGAGUGCCGGCGGAUUCAGAGCCUACGGCCAGCCACACUGACCCCUCCCCCUCCUCCUCCUCCCUCCUCUUCCUCCUCAGCCUCCUCCUGCUCCCGGGUCCCUCAGUCAGGCCCGACGCCAGGUCACCACCGCCACAACCCCCACCACCUUCUCCACUACCAUCAUGGCUCCAUGUCUCUGCCCCGCCUCCCCCCGCCGCCUCCUCCAAUCCCAGCAGACAGAGCCGACAGUGACGGGGGAGGGGGGGCAGGGAGUCCACGACGAACCAACACCAAACCACCACCACCGCCUCGGCCGCUGCCCCCUCCAAAGACGCCAACACGCCCACCAACAGACUUACUGGGAGGGCACGACUGAGCGUAAAGGCGAGCUGGAUCAGUCUAAACUUUACCCAGUGGGGGGUUGAAACCUUUAUAACCUGUUUUCAGGGUCAUUCAUAAACAACCUUGGCGCAGUGGAUCAUACCAACAACCUUUCAGAGGGGAGGACGGAUCAAACCAUUCCGAAUCAAACAUUGAAUUUUGGAUAAAACAAGCCGACAUUUUCAGAGUGUUUGGAUCAGACGGGCUUCAGACGAUGGACAGGAAGUGACUGCCAAUAGACGCCAUCCUGACACCUUGUUUGUCCCGCCUACAUCCCUGCCUCCCCUUCCUGGCCAAUCAGCUCGCUCCGUGCUGAGUGAGGAGGAGUCAGAGACACUGAGAGACGGACUGUUUAUCAGCACUGAUGUUUUACUGUUUGAAUACUGAACCAGCUGUUUGUAUAGCGGGAAAUGUAAACACACACACACACACACACACACACACACACACACACACACACACACACACACAAACACACACACAUGGUAGCAGAGCAGCUGUACAGUAACCAUCUGUCAAUCAUGUGGAUGUCUCUGGAGUCAAAGGACAAGCUGUCGUUUUUAUUCCAGUCAGUGGAGCUCAGUCUGUACACACACACACACACACACACACACACACACACACGCACACACACACACACACACACACACACAUUCACAGGUAAACUUGGAGGGCAAACUAGAAAAAAAAUGCAUUUCUGAUUGUACUUUCCUUCCUGUGAGAGCGUCCAAUCUGAGCGUCACCUCUUUACUUUUUUUUAUAGUUUCCGUUUUAAUGGUAACCUUGUGUUUCUCAUCUUUAAUUGAUUUUAUGAUUUUUAUAAUUGAGUUCAAACAAUCCAUAAAGCGACCAAUCAUACUGAUCUAUAAACCAACAGAAGUGCUGAUAUUGAUUGUCGAUCCCACACAUUAUUGAUCAACAGUUCCCAGUCUGUAGGCUGCGUUCCAGAUGUGAAUCUGUUCCUGCACAUUUUUAACGGUUAAUGGUUUUAUUUCAGAGCAGUGCCUGGAGUUUGUGUUUGUUUUAUAAUUUUUAUAUCAUGUUUGCAUAGAAACUGUGCAGAAAGUGUUUCAAACCAGCAGCACCCGAGACAAAGAAAUGGUCAAUAGAAAUUAGAAAAAUGUGCAGGAGUGUGUGUGUGUGUGUGUGUGUGUGUGUGUGUGUGUGUGUGCAUGUGUGUGCAUGUGUGUGUGUGUGCGUCUGUGUGUGUGUGUGUGUGUGUGUUUAAUUGUUUGUCUGCUGUUUUUUUUUCUCCUCCCUCAGAUUCGUACCAGCAGAGCUCAGAUUAUCAGCAGGACGGAGACGACAGAUGAUGAUAUUAUUCUGAUGAUUCUAUCGUUCCUUGUUAUCGAUAACGGUGAUCUCAUUGUUCAUUGUGAUCGAUGGCGAUGAUUCUAUCGUUCAUUAUUAUUGAUAUUGACGUGUGGGUGACUGUAGGAGGGGUCCAGCCCUCUGAUGUUCAAUAUAUAGACACACGUUUGUAAUAAAAAAAACAUUCAAUGUAACAAAAAU